AUGCUGGCGCAUGCACAAGACGCCUCCACUGAUGAGGAACAGCUUAUACAUGAGUUGCAUGCUAGCUGCGCGAGACUCAGACCAGUGUUGCAACAACUCGCUUCUACAGCACAAGCCGACAAUCUUAGUGAUAUACUUAAUGCAAGUGAUGCAUUGGAUGAAGUAUGUGUACAGUAUUAUGCUUUUGUACAAGAAAGGCUAACAAAGACAAAUGCAAAAGCAGUCCCUACAGUGAAUAACAAUGAUAGCCUCCUGGAUUUUGCGGGAGCUAAUUUUAGAAAUGAUGGAGAUAACUCAAAGAGUGAUGAUAAAAAGAAUGUUAUAGAUGAUCUGGGCGAUAUAUUCUCAAGUGGAAGUAGUGGCAGUAAUAUUACAGAACCACUGAAGCCAGUAAAUCUCAUGAAAAGUGAUGAUGUCGAUCUUCUUGGAGAGAAAAAGGUUAAGACUGAAGGCUGGAAUGAAUUAGAUACAUUAGGUGAACAAUUACUAAAACAAUCUCUACCUGAAAACGCGAAACAUAUUGAUGGUUUUAACAAUAAACCUACAAAGAAAAUACCCAUCAGUGCAUUACAAAAACAGUCACCCAAUCAUAAAUCGCAAAUACCUAACAACGGAGCAGUAUUUGACUUAGAUUUCUUCAUUAAAAAACCUGAAGAAAAAGUAUUAACUCCACAGGCGCAAUCACCCAAAUCAGGGACACCUACAGAUGAUCUAAUGGUAGACAUUACCGCUGAUAUGCCCAACACAUCCACGAUAAACACCACUAAUAAUAAUAUUAACAAUCCAUUGGAAGAUAUGUUAGAUUUAGGAUUACCUUUAGACGAUAAUAAUACCAAAUGUGAUAAAAUGGAAAACUCUAUAGAAAAUAAGGAGUCGACAGCCGUUGAAAUUGAAAGGAAAGAUAAUGUUAAGAACAAAAUUAGUGAUGUGAAACCUUUGAAUGAUAUAAAUGUGACGUUGAAUAGUGUGCACCCUAGCAAAGUACCACCGUUAACUGUCUUUGAGGAGGAAAAUGGCCUAACGAUUGUUUUGCACUUUUGUAAGGACAGGCCACGACCUGAUGUCAGUGUCAUAGUGAUAUCGACUACGAACAAAAACCUUAUGCCAAUAGAUGAUUAUAAAUUUCAAGGAGUUGUUCCCAAGGGCUGUAAAAUUCGUCUUCUGACCCCGUCCGGUACGGGGCUGCCGGCGUACAAUCCAUUCCUGCCGCCGCCUGCGCUCACACAGGUGAUGUUGAUCGGGCGACCAGCUGGUGAAGAGAUGGGGCUUCGGUUCGUGGUGACGUACGCGUGUGAUAACGACACGUGCUCGGAGAUGGGGGAAGUGCCGCGCCUACCGCUAGAUGACGUUUAA
Messenger RNA from Diatraea saccharalis (sugarcane borer), 1353 nucleotides. NCBI's taxonomy places the organism in Eukaryota, Metazoa, Arthropoda, Insecta, Lepidoptera, Crambidae. The record is from the annotation of a GenBank genome assembly.